Messenger RNA from Onychostoma macrolepis, 3382 nucleotides. RefSeq lists its product as uncharacterized. NCBI's taxonomy places the organism in Eukaryota, Metazoa, Chordata, Actinopteri, Cypriniformes, Cyprinidae. The record is from RefSeq and is a predicted model, not a curated record. The transcript is spliced from 4 exons. The coding region runs from base 2229 to 3065 and encodes 278 amino acids.
UUAAAAAAAAAAAAAAAAAAGAAUUUUGUAAUAAAAGAGACCUUAAAAGUCAAAAAAGUCUCUCUCUCUCCAGGCCUUCCUUGCGUUGGCAUCCAUGUUUAAUGUGUGUAUGUCUGUGUCUAGUUCUAUGUUACAUGUUCCCCUGUAGUGUAGUUUAAUAAACAUCCAUAAGUAUUCACACUUGGUUGUCUGUGUCUGCUGCUCUCAGAACGAGGUCACUUUAACGUCCGGUCUUGUUACAUGCUCGAGGAGCAAUGUUUCAGUAAGGAAAUUAUUUGUCGUGGCCAGAGAAAUAAUUUUCCUUACAGUCAAUAGACGACAAACUGUCCGUACUGCAGGCGAACUAAUAAUUUUAUUGUACUAUUAAUGCUACAGCUAAUUCCUGAAGAUGGAUAUAUAAUUGAUAACAACCCGUUAUGAUUAAUUAUGUUAAUCUCACUUAGAGCAAAUUUGCAGCGCAUCACAUACAUUUUUUUUGUUAUUUAAAUAAUACUAAUUUAAAUAAUACUAAUGAACCGACUAAUUCAGCAGUAGUUUAUUUUGCCACUACUAUAGAUGUGUAUCAUUAACUUUUGUUUAUUUGUUUUUUUAGACCAUCUGGCAGUUAUGUCCUGCAAAAAGAUGCAAUAUCUUUGUCUUCAGAGAGGAGGCAGUUUGGGGGAUGGCAUAAGGAGAAUGCUGCAUAAAAUUGGAGAAAAUUCCCUAUGGGCAGAGUACAGCUACAAAGGGAGAAAAGGAAAAAGACCAUUUCAGAAACUUCUGAUUAAUGACAUGAUAAUACGUGCCUGCAGUAAGGUGUACCCACACCACAAAUCACAGAGUGUGGAGGAGAUGAUUGCCAUGACUCUAAAGCAUGCCCCACAUCGUGAGAAAACAAAAACAAUUAAUCAGGUGAGAAGAUUUUAGCCGUUAAAUAAGCAUUAUUUGUAGAUAAUCUUGUUAAUACUCAGUAAAAUAUGGGGGAAAUAUACUGUUAAUCACACUUAUAUGCUUUAAUUUAAUUUUAUUUUUUUUAACCAGGAACACCACAAAUGUGACUUUGUUCCAUUUACAAGAUAAAAGCCUUUCAAAACAAACUUCCUGCUUAAAUAUUAAGGCACACUAGUGUGACAAACAGUGCAUUUCCCCCCAUAUUUUACUGAAUAUUAACAAAAUUAUGUACAAAUAAUGCUUUUUUACUCAAAAACAGAGGUGCAUAAACUCAUAUUAAUGAGGCCUUCAAUCAAUCAGAUCAAUAAUGGUGAUAAUAUAGCAUAAUGAGAGAUUUAUAUGCUAUUUCUGUAGGCUCGUCAUUUUUGACCGGGAACACCACAAGUGAAAAUUAGCAGAGAAAAAAAUUCAAAGUACAAAAAAUAUCUGAAAAAUUUUAGGAAGUUGUUAUACACUGUGAGCAAAGUCAGUAAGUCUUAGAUGUGAUAUUAACAUUUUCGGGGAGGGGGGGAAUCCUAUCCAAGUCAAUGUUUGUUUGUGUUUAACACCAUGCCAGCUUCUGUGGCUAUUUUCAUGCUCCAGGGGCGUUUACCAUGAAGCCGGUUUAGCAGGCUAGCCAGGUAAGUUACAGUUUAGUUUGUGCCAACUCUGGGUUUUAGGUACCAUGAAAGUGGCUUGGCUUUUAGUGGUAAGAUAUGGUUUUCAUGGUAAGAUAUGUUUUCCUCUUUCAUGGAUAGAUUGUUUCAUGAUCGUGCUGUGUAAAUGGGUUUAAAUUCUUCAUAUUGUUCAAUCUUUUAAUCUUCGCACUGACUCUCUCACAAGAAGUGAAUCACAGUUUUAAGGCAUGUGAUUGGCUGCUCAUUACUGAUGUCACACUUUCAUGUGCUCCAUUAACUCAGGAUAAAGCCUGAGUUGACAGAGAAAGUUGAUGAUCAGCUCCAUGGUACCAACAAAGCCGGAUUAGACUGGUUUGGUUUUGUCAACUCAAAACUAAUCCUGUAACCCUGAAUUUGUUCAGCCACCAUCAUGGUACGGGCCCCAGGUCAUAAUGACCCAAACACAACAUGAGGUUUACAUAUAGACCACACAACAAAAUAAAAAAAGUGAAUUUACGAAAAUGACCCAGUUCAAAAGUUUACAUAAUUUAUGCUGUGUGUCAUUAUCUGGAUGAGCCGUGACUGUUUGUAUGCUUUGUAAUGGUUGUUCACAAGUCUCUUGUUUGUUCCGAACAGUCCUGCUGUUAAAUUCUCCACACGGGAAAAGCUGCAAGUGGGCAGGCUGAGAAAAAAAAUCAAGGAAUGUGGGUUGUGUUGGAUUUGACAGAAGGUCUGCAGGGUCAUACAAUCACGUGUGACAAUUUUUUCAGGUCAUAUGCUCUUGGAAGUGAGCAACUAAAAAGGAAGCUGACCAUGGUGGGAACGGUCAGAAAAAGCCGACCCGAGCUCCCACCUGCACUUUUGACAACAAGAGAGAGGGAGCUUUUCUCCUCCCUCUUUGUUUUGACAGAGACGCAUUCUCUUGUCUCUUCCUGCCAAAAGAAGAGGAAAAAUGUUCUUCUAAUGAGCACUCAACAUUCGGAUGCUGAAGUAAUUAAGAUGCUGAAGGACAAAUAUGAGGAUGAUAAGCCGUCAAAGAUCCUGGACUACAACAGGGCCAAAGGAGGAGUUGACAACUUAGACAAGAUGGCUGCAGCAUACACCUGCAAAAGAAAAAUACAUCACUGGCCCAUGGCAAUAUUUGCCAACAUCCUAGAUGUCUCUGCACUGAAUGCCUUUGUUUUGUGGAGUCAGAUUAACCCAUCAUGGAACAGAGGGAAACAGUUUAAACGAAGGCUGUUUCUAGAAGAUCUGGGGAGAGCUUUGGUGUUACCACUAAUGCUACGACGAAAGAACAUUCCCCGAACUCCAGUCAGUCUAAGCCUUUUGAUUCAGUCCCGGAGUACAUCUGCAGCAGACUUACCUGGCCCGUUCGCAGCACCUGGCCCCUCCGCUCGUCGUGGCCCCUACCCCAUGAGAAAGAGAUGCCGUUACUGUUUCCUGAAAGAAAACAAAACAAGCUCAGUCUGUGCAAAAUGCAAUGCUUUUACAUGCAAAGCACAUUCUAUCAUCAUCUGCAAAAUGUGUAUGCAUAACUAAGUCAUGUGGAUAUGAAUGUUUCAUAUUGUUCACUCUCAUAUUUGUCCUCUGCCAAAUGUAAUGCACAAGGCCAAUUGUUAUGACGCUAUAUAUUCAUAUUCACGGUUUCUUCAUAUUCUUCACUGUUUUAUUAUUGUUAUUAUUAUUAGUUUUUACUGUUUAUUACAAUUUUCAGUUUGUUCUUAAAACAAUAUAUAGUGCAAUAUGGUAUUGUUGUUCUUUAUUGUUCUCCACCUUACUACUUUGAAGUAUAUAAAUAAAACAUUUAAAAAAUGGAAACUAAAAUACUCAAAUUCUUAAAAAAAAAAAUUAACCAC